Molecule: messenger RNA, 1266 nt
Organism: Miscanthus lutarioriparius
Lineage: Eukaryota; Viridiplantae; Streptophyta; Magnoliopsida; Poales; Poaceae
Source: the annotation of a GenBank genome assembly
AUGGCGGUGGACUGGGCGUGGUGGGUCGGCCUCCUCCUCGGCGCCGUUCCGCUGCUUGUGCUCGCUGUGUGGCACAGCAACGACGUCUGCCAUUGCGCGUUCUUCGCGCUGAAGCGUUGGCGCCGUCGGGCCAACAAGUUCGUCCUCAAGUCCUCCCAGGACGGCACCUUCGGCAUCCGCUGGCCCGCGCCGAAGCUCGUGGGCCUCUCCUGCGUGGUCAACGUCGAGGGCAGCCAGCACGCCAGGCUCCGCGGGUUCAUCCUCGCCGCCAUCAACCGCCCCGCCUCGCUCCGGGCCAUCGCGGAGGUCAUCCAGCCGCGUCUCGUGGGGGCGCUGCGGUCGUGGGCGGACAAGGGCACCAUCUCCGCCGCCACUGAGAUCAAGAAAGUGACGUUCGAGAACAUAUGCAAGAUGUUCGUGAGCAGGGAUCCGUCACCUCUCACCGACAAGAUGGACGGGUGGUUCGCCGGCCUGGUUGCUGGAUUCAGGGCGUUCCCGUUAGACUUCCCCGGAACGGCCUACCGUCACGCUCGCGCUUGCCGCAAAAAGCUAGACACGAUGUUCAGGGAGGAGGUCCAGAGGAGGAGGAGAGAGGACACUGCCAGCAACGACUUGAUGAGCGGGCUGAUGGAGAUGGAAGACGAGCAAGGGAAGAAGCUCUGCGACGACGAGGUGGUUGACAACAUCGUCUCCCUCGUCGUGGCGGGCUACGAGUCUACUUCCAACGCCAUUAUGUGGGCGGCCUAUCACCUAGCUAAAUCUCCCCAUGCUCUUCGCAAGCUGAGGGAGGAGAACGGCGCUGUAAGUAGAGACAAGAAUGGUGGCUUCAUUUCCCUGGAUGACAUCCCUAGCAUGAAGUAUACUGCCAAGGUGGUAGAAGAAACAAUUCGAGUAGCCAACGUAGCUCCAAUGGUCCAUCGCGUGGCACAUAGAGAUGUCGAGUACAGAGGCAAUUAUAUUAAGCAGGUUGUGGUGUGGCUGCGCUCCUUGCAUACCGACGCCAACUACUAUGAUGAUCCACUCAGCUUCAACCCAGACAGAUGGGACAAACCGCCAAAGCCAGGCACGUACCAGGUGUUCGGUGGAGGGCCCAGGAUCUGCGCUGGGAACAUGUUGGCAAGGCUGCAGCUCACUAUCAUGCUCCAUCAUCUAGCUGUUGGAUACAAAUGGGAGCUGCUUAAUCCUAAUGCUGAGGUCACAUACCUUCCCCACUCGAAACCGGUAGAUGGGGCCGCCAUGUCAUUUAGCAAAUUGAGCUCUGUUUAA